ACGAGGGCGGGAAGGCACAGAGACCCGGUGAACCCCGGCUGGCGUCACAAUGGGCACGACUGCGUGGAAGGAGAGUUCGAGAGGCCGCGUUGCCGCCAUUUUUCUAAGUUCUGAUUAUGUACCCUCUACCCUCCUGUCUCAGUUGUGGUCCACUCUGUGGGCCCUCGAGAGGCCGGUUCUGCCCUCUUGUGGCACUGAUGCCCGCCCUCCGACCUGUGGGUCCCAGGUGGGAGCGAUCGUGAGCGCGGGCUGCUGCGCGUGACCAGACCCGAUACGAGCGGCGGGUAUCCCGUCCGUCCGCCGGCGCUCGUGGUUCCAUGGCGCCGCCUUUGGCUCUGCUCCCUGCCCGGGCCCCGAACCAGGCCGGGGCCAGUUACACAGAGCCUUGGGCUGUAACCUUCGCCGACGUGGCCGUGUACUUCUCUUCGGAGGAGUGGAGGUGUCUGCGCCCCGCGCAGCGAGCCCUGUACCGGGACGUGAUGCGCGAUACCUACGGCCUCCUGAGCGCGCUCGGAGGCGGAGGCACCAAGCCAGCGCUGAUCUCUUGGGUGGAGGGAGAGGCCGAACUGUGGGAUCCAGAUGCCCAGGAUCCAGAGGUGGUCAGGUGGCCAGCAGAAGCAGACACAGCAGAGUCUAGAAACAAAGAACAGAAAAAAGAAAAGGAAGAGGCCGAAGCACUAGAGAAGCCAUUUUCUAUGGACUCUUGGCCUCCUGGACUGAAGGCCCCCCAGGCAGCCGCUACUGGCUUCCCUUACAAUUCUCAGCGGCCCUUGAAGGCACAUCACCGGGGUCGCCCUCCACUCCGUGCCCACCCUUCUGUCCCACGAGCAGACCAGCGUCAUGGCUGCUAUGUGUGUGGAAAGAGUUUUGCCUGGCGCUCCACAUUGGUGGAGCAUCUCUACACGCACACAGGCGAGAAGCCUUUCCAGUGCCCUGACUGUGGCAAGGGCUUGGGCCGGGCUUCAUCUCUGAGCAAGCACCGGGCCAUUCACCGGGGGGAGCGGCCCCACCGCUGCCCUGACUGCGGUCGGGCCUUCACACAGCGCUCUGCUCUCACCACCCAUCUUCGGGUCCACACUGGGGAGAAGCCCUACCGCUGUGCUGACUGUGGCCGCUGCUUCCGCCAGAGCUCCGCCCUCCACCAGCACCAGCGGGUACACAGUGGCAAGACCCCCUUCCCCUGUGCAGACUGUGGCCGGGCCUUCGCCCAUUCCUCAGACCUGCGGCGCCAUGUCCGCACCCACACGGGGGAGAAACCCUACCCGUGCCCAGACUGCGGGCGCUGUUUCCGGCAGAGCUCAGAAAUGGUAGUCCACAGGCGGACCCACAGUGGCGAGCGCCCCUACCCCUGUCCUCAGUGUGGCAGGUGUUUCAGCCAGAAGUCAGCCAUGGGCAAGCACCAGUGGGUCCAUCGGCCAAGAGUUGGGGGCCACAGGGGCCAUGGAAGCAGCGGGUUGCCCAUGUCCCUGGCCCCUGGCCCAGGGGACCUGGACCCACCUGUGAGCUUCCAGCACUACCCAGAGAUUUUCCAGGAGUGUGGGGCCCAAUCUCAAAAGUGGGGUCGAGAGCCGCAGAUAGUCGGGGGGCUGGGGCCACACGGCGGGGUCGUGGGUGGGGAGCGGCGGCUGGAGGUUGCGGGGCGAGUAGAGAAGCCCCUCAUUUCCGAGGUUCGGACGCGUGGGGUCGCGGGCGAGUGGCGAGGGCCUGGGGCUCAGGGCAUUCAGGUCGGGUCGGAGGAUCGUCCGCCAUCGCCGCCACCGCUGCGCUGGGAGCUGGAGGGGAUGGAGCGGGAAGCGUCGCCGUGGGGCCUCGAGUCCCGGGAUGUGCAAAGUCCUGAUGAAAUAGGGAGCCCCGAAGAGUCCCUCAAAGGCAACACAAGUGAGAAUGAGGAAGAGGAAAUUUCUCAGCAAGAAGCCAAUGGGGACUAUGAAGUUGAAGAGAUACCUUUUGGGCUUGACCCCCAAAGCCCUGGGUUUGAACCACAAAGCCCAGAAUUUGAAUCCCAAAGCCCCAGGUUUGAGCCUGAAAGCCCAGGGUUUGAGUCCCGAAGCCCUGGAUUUGUGCCCCCAAGCCCUGAAUUUGCGCCCAGAAGCCCUGAGUCAGAUCCGCAGAGCCCUGACUUUGAACCCCAGAGCCCUAGGUAUGAACCUCAAAGCCCUGGCUAUGACCCCAAGAGCCCUGGCUAUGACCCCAAGAGUCCUGGGUAUGUAUCCCGGAGCCCUGAAUUUGAGUCUCAGAGCUCUAGGUAUGAAUCCCAGAACCUUGGGUAUGAACCCCAAAACUCUGGAAUUGAACCUCAGAAUCCUGAGUUCAAAACUCAAAACCCCGAAUUUGAGUCUCAAAGUUCCAAAUUACAAGAAGGUGCAGACAUGCUUUUGAACCCCGAGGAAAAGAAUCCCUUGGGCAUCCCUCUAGGAGUUCACCCCCUGGACUCCUUCACUCAGGGAUUUGGGGAACAGCCCACCGGGGCCCUACCCCUAGGGCCACCUUUUGAGAUGCCUACAGGGGCCCUGUUGUCGCCACCUCAGUUUGAGAUGCUCCAGAAUCCCCUGAGUUUGACAGGGACCCUUCGGGGUCCAGGCCGGCGGGGUGGCCGGGCCAGGGGUGGGCAGGGGCCCCGGCCUAAUAUCUGUGGCAUCUGCGGGAAGAGCUUUGGGCGGGGCUCCACCCUGAUCCAGCACCAGCGCAUCCACACGGGUGAGAAGCCCUAUAAAUGUGAGGUUUGUAGCAAGGCCUUCUCCCAGAGCUCUGACCUCAUCAAACACCAGCGUACCCACACUGGCGAGCGGCCCUACAAGUGUCCCCGGUGUGGCAAGGCCUUCGCUGACAGCUCUUACCUGCUUCGCCACCAGCGCACCCACUCUGGCCAGAAGCCCUACAAGUGCCCACACUGUGGCAAGGCCUUCGGCGACAGCUCCUACCUCUUGCGGCACCAACGCACCCACAGCCAUGAGCGGCCCUACAGCUGCCCUGAGUGCGGCAAGUGCUAUAGCCAGAACUCGUCCUUGCGCAGCCACCAGAGGGUGCACACUGGGCAAAGGCCCUUCAGCUGUGGCAUCUGCGGCAAGAGCUUCUCCCAGCGGUCAGCACUUAUCCCCCAUGCCCGCAGCCAUGCCCGGGAGAAGCCCUUCAAGUGCCCGGAGUGCGGCAAGCGCUUUGGCCAGAGCUCUGUGCUGGCCAUCCACGCUCGCACCCACCUGCCAGGCCGCACCUACAGCUGUCCCGACUGUGGCAAGACCUUUAAUCGCUCCUCCACGCUGAUUCAGCACCAGCGCUCACACACGGGCGAGCGGCCCUAUCGGUGCGCCGUGUGUGGCAAGGGCUUCUGCCGCUCCUCCACGCUGUUGCAGCACCACCGCGUCCACAGUGGGGAGAGGCCCUACAAGUGCGAUGACUGCGGCAAGGCCUUCUCCCAGAGUUCCGACCUCAUCCGCCACCAGCGGACCCAUGCUGCCGGCCGCCGCUGACCAGCCUACCAGGGGUGGAGAGGUGGUGGCCAGAGAAGGGGACAGGGGGCUCGAGAAACCUUUAGAGAGAAUAGUGAGGAGCUGAUGGGGAAUGGAGGAGAUGAGCAUUCUAGAAGAAGGGCCAGAGUGCAGGAAGUUACAUGCCCUGGAGACUUGGGAAAUGGGCUAUGAAGAGGGGUUGGAGGGCGGCCAAACAGGCAGCAGGGGAUCUGGGAGAGACCCAGAGAGGUCAGCAGGGAGCUGGCCGGCAGCAGCAUGCUCCUUGGUGGAUGCCUGGCUUGGCAAAGUGCUAGAUGGGGUGGGGGGUGGGAGAGGGAGGGUCAGUUAGAGGGGGUAGCUUAGAUUGGUAGGUGCUGAGGCCCUCCUUGAGUCAGGACGGGGGGAGGGGUAGGUAGAGUGGGAAGUGGAGCCCUGGGACAGGGUCUGCGCCUCAGUGCAAACCCCAGCCUGCCUUGUCUAUCUCAGGCUUUGGAGCCCCUGCAUUUGAGUUCAAUAAAAACCUUUAUGUGG
Molecule: messenger RNA, 3977 nt
Organism: Octodon degus (degu)
Lineage: Eukaryota; Metazoa; Chordata; Mammalia; Rodentia; Octodontidae
Product: zinc finger protein 768
Exons: 6
Coding region: 318-3467 (1049 amino acids)
Biological process (GO): regulation of DNA-templated transcription; transcription by RNA polymerase II
Molecular function (GO): DNA binding
Source: RefSeq, a predicted model, not a curated record